UUUAACUAUUCUGAUAUUAUUGUUCUACCCUAAUUACAUUUACAUAUUCCAAUUAGGCCACAAAUUCUAAAUAAUUACAUUCUUUGUUGAACUCGAUCAAUCAUCUUCAUCUUUCUCCCUUUCGCUAUGAAGAUCAUCCUUUGAAUGCUUCUUUAUCGAUCAUAUAUUAUCCAGGUCAUUGUUUCAAAAUUCGAUCGAAUUUUCUAAUUUGCAUUUCAUUUAUUUGAUUCAAAACUUUUUUUUUUCAAUAUCAAAACCCCCAAAUCUGCUAUCUCUUCCCGAUCCGAAGAAGGGACAUCGUCACAAGGAAUUCCUCAUGGCCACGCGCUUAGCAGACGGAAGUGUCGACUACGCCCUAAUCUCAAUCGCGACGAAAGGAAGUAUGACGUCGUCUUCGACCAGCUCCAGUUUCCCGACACCGAGCGCAGCACCCACUUCUAUCCCGGUAACUACUCUAUUAUGCUCGCUGCUCUGUGGAACUCUACCACCGACGAGUUAUGGGCAAAAUCCCAACAAAAGUGGACGUGUUCAGCUUCGGGGUUGUCAUAAUGGAGCUGCUAACUGGCAUGAUGGCCCUCGGGCUCGAGGAAAGCCAGUAUCUGGUCCCUACUUAUGGCAAGUGAAAUCGAGUGUGGACAAGCUGUGGGGAUCCAUUGACACACCCCUGGAUGUCAAGGACGAAGCCCGCGAAAGCGUGUCCAUCUUGGCCAACCUCGCGGGCCACUGCACAGCUCGACCAAAUGGUGGAAGACUGGCAAGAGGCUGAGGGCAAGAACGUGAGUGAGCUACGUGGACCUCGAUGAUCUGUCGGGUUUGUCGAGUCCUUUACUUUGGUCGAUGGCCGUUAGGAUGGGUACUUUACAUCAGUAGGAUAAUGAUACAAAUAUAAGCGCAAUUACUAAUAAGAAAACAUAAAGCUCUCAAAUGUGUAGAUAUGGAACACCACCGAGAAUGCUCUCAAAUGUGGCUGAAGAAUGAUUCUUUGAAGGUCUACUUCCGAGCAGAUAUCGACUCAUUCAAUAAUGAUUCUUGGAAGGAAAUCGCUUGAACUUCUCAUCUCCUGUUGUGCAUCAGACAGACAGACAUGGUCAAUGCAUCAUACAUGGUUUAAAAAAAAAAAAACAUUAUAUUUUAAUAUUUAAAUAUAGAAUAAGAGCUUAAAAAAAUUUAUACUAUUUUCAGACUUUAGCUUUCCAUGA
Molecule: messenger RNA, 1199 nt
Organism: Striga asiatica
Lineage: Eukaryota; Viridiplantae; Streptophyta; Magnoliopsida; Lamiales; Orobanchaceae
Source: the annotation of a GenBank genome assembly